This is a messenger RNA of Drosophila innubila, 1889 nucleotides long. It is a transcript of the gene GCS2beta, whose product is annotated as glucosidase 2 subunit beta. The record is from RefSeq and is a predicted model, not a curated record. Gene Ontology annotation, molecular function: protein binding. NCBI's taxonomy places the organism in Eukaryota, Metazoa, Arthropoda, Insecta, Diptera, Drosophilidae. Gene Ontology annotation, biological process: N-glycan processing. Bases 38 to 1678 code for a protein of 546 amino acids. Gene Ontology annotation, cellular component: glucosidase II complex. The transcript is spliced from 2 exons.
CGUAAUUGAUUGGCCGAGCACAAACUUAGUUUUAACAAUGGGGCUGACAAACAUACAGUUGGUAAUAUUAUCAUUAUUGUCAUAUGCCGCAGUGGUGGUGCGGGGAGGAGAGGUUCCGCGUCCCCGCGGUGUUUCGCUGGUGAAGGCGGCGCUUUAUCAACCGCGUCCUGAUGGGAAAUGGAGUUGUUUGGAUGGGAGUAAAGCUAUUCCGUUUGCCCAGGUGAACGAUGAUUACUGUGAUUGCGCCGAUGGCAGCGACGAGCCAGGCACCGCAGCCUGUUCCCAAUCGCAGUUCCACUGCAUCAACCAGGGCCAUCGAUCCGUGGAUAUACCCAGUUCCCAGGUGCAGGAUGGCAUCUGUGACUGUUGCGACGGCAGCGAUGAGUUGCCCGUGGUGGGAUGUGGCAACACCUGCCUGGAACUUGGCGCCGCUGCAGCCGUGCAACGGCGCAAUGAGGCGGAGUUGCACACACGCGGCGCCGAGAGGCGUCAGGAGAUGAUAACGCGUGGCAAGCAGAUGAAGGCGGAUCGGACAGCGCGUCGCUCAGAGUUGAAUGCGCGUAUUAAGGAGCAGGAAGCCCUCAAGGCAGAGAAGGAGCAACUCAAGCGCACUGCCGAAGCACUAGAAAGCGAAGCUCUGGACGCGUUCAAGGAGCAACAACGGGAACUGGACGCGGAGACGGCUCAGGCGGAACAGGAGCCACAGCAAAUGCGACAGGAAGCCACUCUGAGCUUUGUACGCUACGAUGCCAACAAGGAUGGCUUCGUCGAAGUCACCGAGCUGAUGGUGGACAUGAACCUGGACAGCGAUCGCAAUGGAGUCGUUACCGUCGAGGAGGCCAAAUACUUUCUAGAUGAACGGGAACGCGUCGACUUGGAUGCGUUUGUUACGUUGGCCUGGCCCAGGAUCAAGCCACAGAAAAUGCUGGCCGAUGGAUUGUUCCAGCCGCCAGUUGUGGAUGCUCCAGAGGCUGAAGUCCAGGCGGAAGUCCAAGGAACUGAACCUGUUCAGCAAGAACCAACUAAUGAACAAGCGGACAUGGAGCACGGCGAUGUAGAUGAAGACACGGAGGAUGAAGAGGAUCAGUACGAGGAUGAGGAGGAGCCCGAUGUGGGUGUGGGCGAAGCCACUCCUGAUGUUGAAACCACAACCACGGCGCCAAACUACGAUCCGGAGACACAGCGACUCAUUGAACAGGCAAACGAAGCACGUAAUGCCUACGAUGAGGUGGAAAGACAUAUACGGGAGAUAGAGCACGAGGUUAAGGAGAUUGAUGAGCAGGAGGGCAAGGAUUACGGUCGCCACGAGGAGUGGGCGGUGCUCGACGGCGAGUGCUAUACCUUCGAGGAUCGGGAAUAUGUCUACACGCUGUGUCCCUUCGAUCGCACCUCGCAGAAGCCACGCAAUGGAGGCGCUGAAACAACUUUGGGUCGCUGGGAUCAAUGGAUCGGCGAGGGCGACAACAAAUACAGCAGGCAGAAGUAUUCGAAUGGAGCUGCCUGCUGGAAUGGACCACAGCGAUCGGCUUUAAUCAACAUCAAGUGUGCCUUGGAGCCACGUAUCACCGGAGUCAGCGAGCCAAAUCGCUGUGAAUACUAUUUCGAGUUUGAGACUCCGGCUGCCUGCGACAGCGAAGCCUUCAAGGCGGCAGAUUUGAAUCAGCAUGAUGAGCUUUGAGAGAGAAACUGAUGUUAAGGAGUCGAGGAUGUCAAGAGCAAGGAACAGAGAGGAAGGCACCGAUUUAAAUUUAUAGUUGGAGUUAUUGAAUUGAAUUCUGUAUUGUAAGGUGAUUACUGCUGAUCAUUCCCAAUCAUCGCAAUCGCAUCGGUCGUAGACAAUUAUUCAAUGUAUGCAUUUAAGCCAAGUAAAAAGUUUCAUUUUUUAAAUA